Molecule: messenger RNA, 2346 nt
Organism: Porites lobata
Lineage: Eukaryota; Metazoa; Cnidaria; Anthozoa; Scleractinia; Poritidae
Source: the annotation of a GenBank genome assembly
GUUCAAAUAAACAAAGCAGUGAUAAAGUUAACUUCAGGGCAUUUCGCGAAUUCCAAGUCGUUUAUUCCUCAACGCUUGACGCUUUUGUAUUCUAAGUAAGAAUGACGUUCCUGGCAGUCUUAUUUGUGAUUAACAUCCUGUCGAUUCAUCUGGGUAAGUAGUAACUAAAAAAGGUUGUGCAGUAUUAAAUAUAAUUACUUUUGAAAGGAGGGUAUAAUUGCAAGAAUUUUGAAGGCCGAAGAAAAACAGGAGGAAAAACUAGAAUAAUUGCUUUUAAUUCUCCGCCAAUAAUGCCCGUCAAAUCAAAUCUAAAAGAGUUCUUUGUACUGCUAUAUCAAGCUAAUCGCGGAGUAAAGAAACAUAUUAACACUUCAACUUGCCACGGAAUUCCAACGACUUUAUCACCCUCGUCAACUUACUUUGCAGGCCUUUGCUUAAAAUUUCCUGGCAAUCUGCAACAUUAAGUUGCAUGAUGUUGAAAAACGUAGAGGGGGAAACGUCCUGUUUUAGCAAGAAUGUUGAUGUUUUGGCAGCUUGAUUAUAUUUUAGAAAAGGCGUGUUUUUGGCAGGAAAGUGACGGCACUUAGCUUAUGCAUGGAUAAAAUAUACUGACCUCAAGGCCACAAAACUCGAUUUAGGGACCGUGACCUUUCGAAAACUUAUGGAGGGGCGGGCGAAGUACAAAAAAAAUAUUCGCGCAAGGCAAAAUUCAAUGAAAAAAAUUCAUGCACGCCAAUUAACCCUAAAAAAUAUUCAUGCUGAGGCCUAAAAAAAAUUCAUACAAGGAAUUUGAUAACGAAAAAAAAUUCCUGCGGCUCAAAAAUUCCCCUCCCCCCCAUAACUUUUCUAAUGGUCCGUCCCUUAAGUCCUGCUGGUAUCCUUUGUUUUUGUGACGUCACAAAAAUCCAAACUCUAAUAUCGCAAGGACUUUUAAGGUUUUAUCUCCAGCUAAUAAAGGAUCCCUUACAAAUAAACUUCUGUGCAAGUUUUCAACGUGAAGGUUUUUUCCGUUUUGAAAAUAUAGCUCUUUCUAAUUUCGCAAUUGGCGACCGAGAAGCCGUCAGAUAUGCUAAAAAAAUAAUUUUAUUGCUUGAUAUUAUGCCCUUUGAAUGGUGAAAGUAUUAGAAAAUGUGUUUAGGGAAAUAAUUUGCUCGUUCGCAGUGAACAAUUGAUCAAAUUUGUGGCGAUACUGAUUCCAGAUGUUUGUAUUAUUUCUGGCCGCCAUAUUUGUACCCCUCGGAUGAGCACAAAUAUGGCGUCCCCAUAGUGAGGCCUAUAAAUUUCGGUUGCACAUUUUGAAGAACAACUCAGCAGCGGAAAACUGCACAGACGUGAGUCGUGACCAAGUUGUAAAUUUAUCGAUAUUCUAUAACAUCUAAAAUAAUUGGCUUCAGACAUUCCACGGUUUUGAAUUUAGUUUUCCAUAGCGUGAUAGUGAAAACCACCCAUAGGCACUGAAGUAGUUUAGUCGGGAUGUUCUAAACCGUUUUAUGCGGGGAAAAUCUCAUUAACUUACGGGAAAAUAGAUUAACCACUAGGACGACAUUUCUUCUCUUUAGGGAUCAGAGGGGAACCCUUUUUGUGGGGGUACCUCAUUAAAGAAUGAUGACAUGGUCUAUGUUUUGUGCAGUGCUUAGUAGUGAUAAAUGAGAUUUAUGGAGUAAAAGGCAUAGAAAUAAUCCCUCGCAAAAAGGUCCUAAAACAAAAACCCUAUUAAGCCACUGUGAGACUCAUUCCAGAUAAACUCACUCUCAGUCUUUUAUGUACGUCUUUUUACUCUCUAGUGAUUGCUGACAGCUUCUGCUUGUUUUUGUUGAAAAGGAGCAUCUGAUGAAUUGCUGUCAUGUUUCCAUUGCACCAGCUACAGUUCCAUGGGCGACUGCACUGAGAAUCAACAGAAAGUCAAUUGUCCCAUAGACGCAAAUCGUUGCGGGGUACUGUUAAUGCAUUCCCAAGGGAUAAACCGAUUUGGGAAAGGAUGUGUGUCUGAAGAAAUUUGUCAAGAAUACCAGGCACCAGGAUACUAUGAGAUAACUAUGGCUCAGAGUGCGAAUUGAAAUGCUGCGGCCAUAACUUGUGUAACCAAUAGUGAGAGUGUAUGUGUGUAAGAGAUAAAAUGUGUAAAGGCUGCAUGUUUAUCAAAUGUCUCGAUACCGAAAUAUCAGAUUUUCUGGCAACUACUCAUGCUUUUAACUAAAACACGGAAGUUUAAGUUAAGUGAAAAUGGGCUUAAAAUGUGUGGUAAUCUUUUUAUAACAAUAUAAUAGCGUUGCAGCGUACCUUUUUAAUUUAACCGCCCUCCUUAAUUGAAGACUCGACAAAACGAUCUUCGCCUUCGUCUUCCAG